AUGGCUAGUGAUGGUGGCAACGGGUGUGUCAACUAUGUGGCCAACAAUCCGAGUGCGUUCAAAGAGGCAUAUUGGGAGGUCAACUAUAUCAAGGUGUUUGCUGAGACUGUUGUCGCCGACCCGACGAGUUCCAGCUCGAGUUCGUCUGUGAGCUCGACACGCAGUUCCACGUCAUCUGCGUCUUCGACAAGUGUUUCUCGCUCGUCGUCUUCUUCGUCGAGCCUUUCUACUUCGUCAUCGUCUUCUAGCAGCACGAAAUCUUCGUCGACCUCGUCGACCUCGUCGACUUUGUCAACUUUGUCAAGCAGCAUUCGUUCAACCUCGACAUCGUCUUCCACCAGCAGUAGACCCUCGACUUCAACAUCCUCCAGCAGCAUCAAGCCCUCAACUUCAACAUCCUCCAGCAGCAUUCGCUCCAGCUCAUCAUCAACUUCCUCCAAGCCUUCAACCAGCACCUCCAGCAGCAAGCCUACUACAAGCACUUCCAGCACCAAGCCCACCACAAGCUCAUCAAGCAGCAAACUAGUCACCUCCUCGACCAAACCAGUCUCCAGCUCUUCAACCAUCAAGCCAACAACUUCCUCAACCAAACCAAUUUCAACCUCCUCAUCCGUCAAGCCAACAACUUCGAGUAAACCCUCCAGCACCACCUCCUCAUCCAAAAGAUCCACUACAUCUUCAACCUCCUCGACUCGUAGAUCCAGCACCUCGAGCAGUUCCAGCGCGAAAACUGUGGUUACGUUGAGCACCAAGAAUGCCGGGAUCACAGUCAGGAGUACUGCUGUUGUGAAGAGCUCGAGCAGCAGUAGCAAGAAGAUUACUUCGACUAGCACUUCCUCGAAAAAGGUCACUUCGACCAGCUCUUCGAAAAAGGCCACUUCCACCAGCUCCUCAAAGAAGCCCAGCACCAGCAGCAGCAGCAGCAGCAGCGGCAGCAAAAAGACCAGCACUUCUACGAGCAGCACCAAGAAAGCGUCCACUUUGACGACUAGCACUGUCAAGCGCAGUACCACUUCUUCGAGUUCGUCCAAGAAGCCUACUUCUACUUCUACCAGGAGAGUGUAA
Molecule: messenger RNA, 1065 nt
Organism: Aureobasidium vineae
Lineage: Eukaryota; Fungi; Ascomycota; Dothideomycetes; Dothideales; Saccotheciaceae
Source: the annotation of a GenBank genome assembly